AAAUAACCCCGUGGGCCGGGGAUAGCGUUUCUAUUAUCUUUUGGUUUUCAAGCUGUCAGACCCUGCCAUCGUUUUAUCCUUCUGUCUAUCGUAAAAGCUGUCUUCUUGGGAAAAGUUUACAGGACUAUUCCACUAGAGACAUUAUGUAGCUCACAGUUAACAGAAUCAAGUACUCUCAUCAUGGUGGUUAGCUAACGUUGGCUACGAAGCUAGGACAAUCCUUUCAACUUGCUUGCUGAUAGAUUAGCUUACGACAGCUAACUUCGCUAUGUGAACUAACUAAGCUGGGAAAGUGGCGAUUAAGGAACUGCCUGCAACUCCCUGGUGUUGCAGGUUGUUCUCAUGUGCCCAUGGAGAAGACAGCCUUUGAGGGGUGGCUGGAGUCAGUCUCUGCCACUUUCCUUACUCUAAAUGACCAGCAGCGCAACCAGUCUCUGGACCACCUCAUAUCUUUAAGUGGUGCCGUCCAGCUCCGUCAUCUGUCUAAUGGGCUGGAGACACUGCUCAAGCGUGACUUUCUGCGCCUUCUUCCUCUGGAGUUGGCCUUCUACCUGCUACGCUGGCUGGACCCUCAGACCCUGCUCACUUGCUGCCUGGUCUGCAAGCAGUGGAAUAAGGUGAUAAACUCAUGUACAGAGGUGUGGCAGGGUGUGUGUCGGGAGCUGGGUUGGAGGAUUGAUGAGUCCAUUCAGGAUGCAUCACACUGGAAGGGGGUCUAUCUGAAGGCUAAACUGCGCAUGAUGCAGCUUAAGGAUCAAGAGGCCUUUGAGACAUCAUCCCUCAUUGGCCAUAGUGCUCGAGUAUAUGCCCUCUACUAUAAGGAUGGCCUCCUGUGCACAGGAUCUGAUGACCUCUCAGCCAAAUUAUGGGACGUGCGCACUGGGCAGUGCAUUUAUGGAAUUCAGACACACACCUGCGCCACAGUGAAAUUUGACGAACAGAAGCUGGUAACUGGGUCCUUCGACAACACUAUUGCAUGCUGGGAGUGGAGCACAGGGGCUAAAAUCCAACAGUUCCGUGGCCACACAGGAGCAGUCUUCAGUGUGGACUACAAUGAUGAGCUCGAUGUGCUUGUCAGUGGCUCUGCAGACUUUACCGUGAAGGUCUGGGCUUUGUCUGCUGGUGCCUGUCUCAACACUCUGACUGGACACACUGAGUGGGUCACCAAGGUGAUACUACAGAAAAGUGAAGUAGAAUCUAUGGUGCACAGUCCCGGUGACUAUAUUCUCUUAAGUGCUGAUAAGUAUGAAAUUAAGGUCUGGCCUUUAGGGAGAGAGAUCAACUGUAAGUGUUUGAAGACACUGUCAGUGUCAGAGGACCGCAGCAUCAGCCUUCAGCCUCGCCUGCAGUUUGAUGGACGCUACAUCGUCUGCAGCUCUGACCUUGGAGUUUAUCAGUGGGACUUUGCCAGUUUUAAGGUUCUCAGGGUGAUAAAAAUGCAGGACCCAGCCAACCUAUCUCUGCUCAGCUUUGGCGAAGUGUUUGCGCUCCUUUUUGACAACCACUUCCUGUAUGUGAUGGACCUGAGGACAGAGGUGAUCUCAGGCCGCUGGCCUCUACCAGCCUACAGAAAAUCCAAGCGAGGAUCCAGCUUCCUGGCUGGCGUGACCUCCUGGCUUAAUGGCCUGGAUGGGGGCAAUGACUCUGGACUGGUUUUUGCCACCAGUAUGCCGGACCAUAGCAUUCACUUAGUACUGUGGAAGGAGAAUGGAUAGAAGCAAGCAAGGACUCCAAACCCCAGACUGCAAGAAUAUGAAACCCCAUCAUGUCUGCUCUGGAAUAUAUAAACGUUAACAGCCAAGAUAGAUCAUGCAUGGACCAAAACAUUUUGUUUUUAUCUGUUUCUUCCUCAGCAUAGAGUCCUUCUCUGGACACAAACAUGAAUAUUCACAGAUGGAAAUGAAAGUCGAACUAAGAAAGAUGAUGAUAACUGAUGUGUUACACUCAGUACCAGAAAAGUACUUGCUCUUGAUUUCAGUAGAAAGCAUAAAAACCUCUCACUGGUCUUCUGAUCUUGGACAGAGAGAGACAGAAAGAAAACAUUUCUUGACUUCUUGAAUCCCAAAAUGUAUUAGCAACAACUAAAAACAUCAUCAAAGGUUCCAAAAUAAAACACAACCAUAGAAAUUCUCCUGUAAUAGCCUUUAACAUGGAAGUGUAAAUGUUUUUGGCAAAUUUGCUCUGUGAUCAGUUUAGCACUGUGCAGUGUGAAUUUGAAGCCAAACUAGUAAUUGGGUGCCAACUUUGGCCACUGACCUUCUCUUAACAGGAUAAGACUGUCAAAUGUGCCCAGAACAUGCCUAAUGCCAAGUUGGUCAUUGAGCUUAUUUGCAGAAACAUUGGUUUCCUUGAAGAAAAGCAGGGUUGCCUUAAAUACAGUAGCUGUAAAUAAUGGAGAACAUCUCCUUUGAUGUAAGCUUGUGACGUCAACUGAGAUAUUCCCUGAGGUUUUUACGGACUAUUCCAGAGGAAGCUGCGUACUGGAUCAUAUGUUAAAAAGUGGUUUGGUACAUUGUUGUGUACCAUGUGAAACAUUGUGAGGUUCCGUGUAAUUCCAGUAAGGGAUAUCUGGUUUAAAUGUCAGCUUGAGAAAUGUGAUGUGCCUUUUCAGUUCAUUUGAUGUUACAAACUAGAAAUCCUUGAUAGCUCUGGCACAUUGCAGUAAAGUGAUGACUGCAUUGUAAAUCUUACUUUUAUGUUGAAUUUUCCAUAUUUACUGUGCUCUAACAGUCUAAGAUGUCUGUAAUUUUAUAGUUAUCUACCUGACCUGACUUGCUCAGUGGAUUGCUUUUAUGAAUCAUUGACUGUGUUAAACAUCAGGUUUAUUUUUCUAAAGACCUCAAUGUAUUGCACAGCAGGUGAAGUGACUUGACAGUUGGUUCUGUGCAAAAUUACUAUUUUAGACUUGGUUUUCCUGGCAUAACAAAAACUCUGUGAAACCAUGCCUUGUUCUUUGUAUCAGUUUUAACAUCAUGUCUAAAUUUGUUUUUCUGUUUCUACAACACUGAAACUUUAUCCCAUCAUUUUCAUUGAAGUCUGCCUUUGCUUUGGCAGUCCACAGAUCACAACAAAAUGUAUUCAUAUGCACCAAAACUCGUCUAUGAUAUAUUUGUUUUUCUCGUAUACCAACUCUAACCUGUCUCACAUGGAUAAUUGUACCCAGCAGAUGUACAGACUGUUCUUAGUUUAAGUUUUUCAAAUCUAAUUAAAAUACCACCAAAAUGC
This is a messenger RNA of Lates calcarifer (barramundi perch), 3225 nucleotides long. It is a transcript of the gene fbxw2, whose product is annotated as F-box and WD repeat domain containing 2. The transcript is spliced from 8 exons. Gene Ontology annotation, molecular function: protein binding. The coding region runs from base 351 to 1715 and encodes 454 amino acids. The record is from RefSeq and is a predicted model, not a curated record. NCBI's taxonomy places the organism in Eukaryota, Metazoa, Chordata, Actinopteri, Centropomidae.